AUGAAGGGCGAGAACGAUGACAUGAACGGCGGAACAAAGCGGCAGAAGCGGUGGGCAAGACGAGCAAAGACGGGUUGCCUCGUGUGCCGCCAACGAAGAGUCAAAUGCGGCGAAGAAAAACCAGAAUGUGCACGAUGCGCGGCCUUGAAAGUACCAUGCCACUACUCGAUCCUGCAACAGGACUCACAGCUGCCCCAGGCGAUGGCAACUCGGCCGGUGGGUUUUGACGGGUCCCAGGAGGAGCGACAUCUCAACUACGAAUUUUGCAAUCGGUUCGCAUCGAUGUUUUGCGACGAAUUCAACAGCGAACUGUGGGCGCAGCAUCUCCCACAGACAGCAUACCACGAGCCAGCUAUAUGGCACAUCAUCAGCGCCAUUGCGGCCCUGUUUCCCACUCCGCCAGCUGACCGGAACAGUCCGCAUGGCAUAAGAACGUACACAAGAGGACUGCAACACUAUUCGUUGUCAGUUAAGGCUAUUCAGAAAAUGAUUGACGAGAAGGAAGCCGACCAGGACAUUUCCACACAGAGAAAAGAGACCAUCCUGACCCAUAGCCCCUUUUUAGCUAUGUGCGAGUUUUGGAUUUCAAAUAGGCGAUCCAAGGUUAAGAGCUCAGGCGGUAUUGGAUUGGUGCGGCUUUGGAAGGGCUGGGAGUUGCAGACCGAGACAGGUUCACAAGCCGUCACGCAGGCUACGCUCUUCCUCCUGAAAGGCCAUGCUUCAUCCGAGGGUUCACACUUUGUUGCCCCCAGCGAGUCGUGGGACUGGCAAGAGGCCCUUGCAUAUAUGUCUCGGCGGCCAAUUACAAGUUUUGCUGGUGCCUGUCUCGAAACGGAAAUGCUGCUGGCUAGUCUACAUCGUCUCUUUCGCAAACUCCCCGUGCAGCCUGAUGCCUAUACCAUUCGCUCAGCUGAUAUGAAGAGAGCGGUUUACAAAAGCUUUGUUGCCCUUUUGGGCCCCAGGCUGGAACAGUUUGCGAAAUCAAUAACAAUGUGCAAAAUGGAACUCUUACGACUCCAGAUCAUCAACAUCUGGAUUCUACUCAUCACCGUCAUGCUCAAGGUGAACUUGUCAUGCAUCGAGCUCGGUUGGGACGACUUUCUUCCGGAUUUUGAACAAAUACUUGUACUUGCCGAGGCUAUAUAUGCCCAGAAUGACCAUGAUCGAGUCUUGCCACUAUUUACCCCGUUUCUGAGCAAGGCGUUGCACAUGAUGGCUCGAUGGUGCCGAGAGCCCGGGCUCCGCCGACGCAUCAUUAGCACAUUUGAGCGUCAUCCACCGUUUUCUUCUGGGUCUGCACCACGCGGUUGGACAUCUCUGAUUUGCACACUGCAGGAAAUAGAGGAACACGCAUGGCGAGAGCCCAGGGAACGUGAUGUGGGCUGUGAUAAGCAGCUUGGGUGUGUAGCUGGAAAAUAUGUUUGCAAGAACCACCGCGUGGUCAACGUUCAACUGAGGGAGGAUCCUGAGCUGGGGCGAAUAUUCACCUUUACAACUUUUGGCCAGGCUAUCAGACAUGCGCCAGGCAAACAGGUUGCUAUAACUGCACCGUUCUGGGGUUGA
Molecule: messenger RNA, 1563 nt
Organism: [Torrubiella] hemipterigena
Lineage: Eukaryota; Fungi; Ascomycota; Sordariomycetes; Hypocreales; Clavicipitaceae
Source: the annotation of a GenBank genome assembly